AUGCAAAUCAAAGCUCUGAGCUCCUUAGCUCGCGGCCAGCCAGGUGUCCUACACCAUAUUACUUCCCGGCUUGUCGCCUUCGAACACACCCGUGGAUCCCCCCGCAAACCACAUACUCUUAUCUUUGUUGGCGGAUUAGGUGAUGGUCUCGGUACAGUCGAAUAUGUAGCGGAUCUGGCAUCUGCACUUGAGGGAACAGAAUGGACAAUCUUCAAUUUGGUUCUGAGUUGUUCCUAUGGGGGUUGGGGCAUGGGCCGACUAGGCCAGGAUAUCGACGAGAUCGCGCAAUGUGUGGACUAUGUUCGAACUUAUAAGGAACCGCAUUAUGGAGCUGGAAAAGUGGUUGUUAUGGGUUCUUCCACGGGUUGCCAAGACGUAAUGCAUUACAUCAAUUGUCCAAAUCCUCGACUUGCACAUCCUAUUUUCGAUCGCGAUUGGACACCUAUCCUACGCCCCGCUAUCGAUGGAGCUAUCAUGCAAUCCCCUGUGUCGGAUCGUGAGGGGAUUCUUCAAGUUCUGAAUGACGGAACCGAGCGUGAUAGUCCCUCUGAGAUGCGUGACCUUUACAACAAGGCCGUGGAAGAGGCGCGAAAAAAAACCUAUGACGAUGGCAAUUCCGUGGAUACUCUUGUACCGUUGUCUGUUACUGGGCGGAUUGGAUAUCCAACCUCGGCACCGGUGAGCAGCCGGCGCUUUUUGAGCUUGACCAGCCCUGACAGUCCAGAAAACCCCGAAGAGGAUGAUCUAUUUAGUUCGGACCUCAGCGACGAGCGCCUUGCUCAGACAUUCGGAAUGGUCGGGGUCAGGGGCCUUCUUAACCAGAAGCUGCUAGUUUUAUAUUCGGGUCGGGACCAAUCUGUUCCUUCCUGGGUCAAUAAGGCUGCGCUUCUCCAACGGUGGGAGAGGGCUAUCGACGUCGGUGGAAUGGAAUAUUGGGACCCAUGCAGUUUGGUCAUCCCCAAUGCUUCCCACCAGCUGAGUGAUCCAGACCAAGAAGAACCGAAACGUAUUUUGGUGCAAAGGGUAACUACAUAUUUACACAGUAUCCAGAGAAGUUGA
Messenger RNA from Penicillium verhagenii, 1059 nucleotides. RefSeq lists its product as uncharacterized. The record is from RefSeq and is a predicted model, not a curated record. The coding region runs from base 1 to 1059 and encodes 352 amino acids. Lineage: Eukaryota; Fungi; Ascomycota; Eurotiomycetes; Eurotiales; Aspergillaceae. The transcript is spliced from 2 exons.